AUGUCAGGAGAACCGGUGAUCACCUUUGGAGCUGGACCAGCGAAAAUUCCACCCGAGGUCAAACAACGGAUAGUCGAUGGCGUGAUCCAAUAUGAAAACUCAGGAAUCAGUAUUCUGGAAAUGGGACACCGGUCACAGGAGUUUAUUGGCCUCAUCGAUCGUUGUUCCGAUCGUCUACGUCGUUUAUACAAGGUCCCGGACAACUAUCAUAUCCUUUUUCUUCAAGGUGGAGCAACCGGGCAGUUCGAUGCCAUACCCAUGAAUCUGCUCGGGAAUCGUGACCGUAAAAGGGCGGACUAUUUGAUCACUGGUUCCUGGUCAGCGAAAGCGGCCAAAGAAGCCUCGAAGUACGGUGAAAUUCGUGAGGUCUGUCCGAAAGUACCGGGAUUUGUGGCACUCCCGGAAAAGUCCACAUGGCAGUUUGAUCCCGAGGCGGCAUAUAUGUACUACUGUGACAAUGAGACAAUCAACGGUUUGGAGUUCUCCGAAAUUCCGGAGCCACCAAACAACGUACCCGUCGUAUGUGACAUGUGCAGCAAUUUCCUCAGUCGUCCGGUUGAUGUGAGUCGUUUUGGGCUGAUCUUUGCCGGGUCACAGAAAAAUAUGGGAUGUGCCGGGAUCACGGUGGUGAUUGUGCGCAAAGAUUUGAUCGGCGAUGAACUAUCCAUCACACCGAAUGUUCUCAACUAUCGAUUGCAGGUGGCUGCCAAAUCAGUCCUGAAUACACCACCGACAUUUACGGUGUUUGGAGUGGAUGAAAUGUUGCGUUGGGUAGAGGAUCAAGGUGGAUUGGAAAGAAUGAAUUGUUCGAGUAAAGCCAAGUCCAGUGUGAUUUAUCGAUUGAUUGAUCAGUCGAAUGGAUUUUACCGCUGCCCAUCGUUUCCUGAGCACCGCAGUCGUGUCAAUGUGAUAAUACGUCUAGCGGAUUCGAGCUUGGAGAAGUUGUGGAUCGCCGAAGCCAAAAAAGUUGGUCUGAUCGGAUUGAGUGGGCAUCGAAGUGUUGGAGGAUUACGUAUCUCGUUGUACAAUCCAAUUGAUUCAGCUGAUUUGGACCGAUUAGAAAGUUUUAUGCGACAAUUCAUGGAGAACCAUCGGGACACUGGUCUACAAACAAUACAGAAUAAUGAAUAA
Messenger RNA from Echinostoma caproni, 1131 nucleotides. NCBI's taxonomy places the organism in Eukaryota, Metazoa, Platyhelminthes, Trematoda, Plagiorchiida, Echinostomatidae. The record is from the annotation of a GenBank genome assembly.